GAAAACACAAACACAAAGAAACCAAAACCAACCAAAGGGAUGACUGAUGAAAACACAAACACAAAGAAACCAAAACCAACCAAAGGGAUGACUGUGUCUACAAGCACCUCCUUUGGAAGCACAAUUUCACCUACUGGUAGUCCAUCCUCAAGCUCUACAUCCAGCCCCACGUCUAGCCCUAUUUCCAAUCGAACUUCCAGUCUUUCUUCUAGUGCUAUUUCGAGCUCUACGUCUAGUCCAACUUCUAUUCCAACUACUGGCCCUAAUUCUAGCCCUACAUCUAGUUCUCCUAAUCCUACUUCUACCCUUAAUUCCAGCCCUUCAUAUAGCCCUACUUUCAGCCCUACAUCUAGCUCUACUUCUGGUUCUACUUCUAGCCCUUCAUCCAGCCCCACAUCCAGCCCUACUUCAAGCUCUACUUCCGGCCCAACAUCCAACCCCACAUCCAGCUUUACUCCUGGUUCUACUCCUAGCCCUACAGUGAGUUCAACUUAUAGUCCUACUUCUAGCCCUAGUUCUAUUACAACUUCGAUUUUCACUUCUAGUCCUACUUCCAGUUCUACAAUUUUUUCAACUUCAAACCCGACAUUAAGUCCGACUUACAGUCCCACUUCUAGCCCUACAUCCAGGACCACAGUCAGCCAUAGUUCUAGUUCUAGCUCAACUUCCAGCUUUACAUCCAGUCAGUCGUCCAGCCCCACUUAUAUCUCUACUUCCCAUCCAAGUUCCAGCCCUACAUCCAGCUAUACUUCUGGUUCUACGUCUAGUCCUACAUCAAGUUCGACUUAUAGCACGACUUUUACCCUUAAUUCCAGUCCUACAUCCAGCUCUACUUCUGGUUCUACUUAUAGCCCUACAUACAGUCCUACUUCCAGCCCCACUGCUAGCCCAGCAUCUAGCUCUACCCCUGGUUCUACUUCUAGCCCUAUUUCUAGUACGACUUCAAUUUCUACUUAUAGUCCGACUGAUAGCCCAACCUCUAGUCCCGCUUCCAGCUCCACUUCCAGCCCAACUUCUAGCCCUAUUUCUAGUACUUCAGGUUCUACUCAUAGUCCGACUUAUAGCCCUUAUAGUCCCACUUCCAGCUCUACAUAUAGCAUAACUUCAAGCCCCACAAGUCCCACUUCUAGCCCCACAUACAGUCCCACAUCUAGCCUUAGCUCUAGUUCUAGCUCUACUUCCAGCCUUACAUCAAGUUCUACCUACCGCACUACAUCCAAUCCUACUUCCAGCACAACUAUUAGCAGUGCUUCUAGUUCGCUUUACGUCAAGUUCUACAUCCAGUCCUAG
This is a messenger RNA of Rhipicephalus sanguineus (brown dog tick), 1290 nucleotides long. RefSeq lists its product as uncharacterized. The record is from RefSeq and is a predicted model, not a curated record. NCBI's taxonomy places the organism in Eukaryota, Metazoa, Arthropoda, Arachnida, Ixodida, Ixodidae. Bases 40 to 1290 code for a protein of 416 amino acids. The transcript has 4 exons.